AUGACGUUGUAUCCCAUCAAACUUCCCAAUAAUCCUGAUUUGGCUAAGAAUGUACAAAAAUAUAUGUCAACGAACCCGGAACCAUCCUGGCCCGCAACAGAGUUGCACGAAAUCUACCCCUCCACCCCUCCAACAAAGACGGUGCACUUCAUUGUUGGACUUCCUUCAAACGUCGAGAGCCUUGUCCAAACACCUAGAUCCGGAAAACCGCCACUUUUAAAUAUCACUCCACCGAAGCAAAUGUAUAUGAAUAUCGAUAAGGUUCGAGAAUCGAUGAACCAGUCCGCCCAGACCCUUGGCCAAACGAUUCGUGAAUUGAUCACCCAACCGCGCUCAACAACGUGGUAUCCGCCAGGUAUCAUUACUCCAGAGGUUCUACAAUUUUAUAAGAAUCUCGAUAUACCCUCUAUAAGGGGCAAACCGAAUUUACUCCUACAUAAUCUUGGCAAAGUACCAAAUAAGUUCGUAGACAACCUACUCGAAGGGUUGGAUCACAGCCCUAGAAUCCUUUGUAAUGUUUCCGGCUCUGGGAAGACCCGGUUGCUCCUGGAGACCCUUUGUCAUCAUUGGGGCUUCUACUUUGUAGUAGCUCGGGGUUAUGAUCGCAUUGGUUCUCCAGAUCUUCAGGCGACCAUAGAUUCAAUGGAAUUUACUCCGAAUUGGAAUUACGAUGUGUUCAAGAAUUCUCCUUCCGUACCCCCUUCGACCACUGACAUCCAGAACGCGAGCUCAUCUAACGGAUCAAUCGCUUUCCAUAGACUCUCAAGAAUGAUGCUAUCGCGCCGUUUCGUCUUUGACACGUUCAUCAAAGUUGUCAAGGAGGUCUACAAUGGAGUCAUACCCGACACCGCGAAGCUCGACUGGCUACUUUUACAAAUCCUUCCAGAUAGAUUUCCACUCGGGCAAGAUCCAUUCACAUCGAUAAUCAAUGAUUGCCUGAUUGGAGUGACUCAGGAGGUUCUAGCACAGCUGCACAAUGAACUUGAACCUGGACGCAUUCUAGGCCUUGAUCAAAAUAAACCAUUCCUCCUAGUGAUUGACGAGAUUCAAGUAGCUGGUGAACGAUACAAGACUUCGUUUUCCGAUGCCAGUGGCAAGAAGCCAAGGCCAGUCCUGCGGCCGAUUGUUCAGUACCUCUCCGAGACGACCCUCAACGGUAGAGUGAUCGUUUCCGGUACUGGAUUCUCUCUUGAAAACUUCAAGACUGUGGUUACCUCCGGAGUAGGGAAAGAACCUUUGCCUUGGAGUGUAGUAUAUAAAACUGGAGACUUUGACGUUCGAGAAACGCAGAUGGACUACGUUUCUGCAUAUUUGCCUUCCAAUUUUUUGUCCUCACCUUCGGGUUGUCACCUCAAAGCUCGUAUGUAUGAAUGGCUUCGUGGAAGGCAUCGGUUUACGGCUCGCUACCUAGAAGAGUUAAUCGGAAGAACAUGGAAGGAAUCUUGUCCUGCUUAUCCGCACAAGUUAUUCGAUGCAUACGUUUAUGCGUAUACGGAUUUCAAACCGCUUGAUGGCGACACCGCCAUCUCGAAGGAGGAGGAUGACGUAGAUUUCGAUGUAGCCCCAAUCAAGAUUGAUAGCUUCCUCUGGAACAAAAUUGAUGAGGAUCAAAAGUUAUUAGAAGUCCUCGUUCAAUCGAUGGGUGAAUUCACUACUAAAGGAAAACGACCUGGGUGGUAUGAUACUUGUCAGCAACUUGUGGAAUACGGGCUGGCUCGCUUCAUCGGAAAGAACAUCAAGAUUGGAGAGCCAUUGCCACUCGUCAGCCUCAUGCGUCACUUUGAGUCCAAGAACUUACCCAUCUCAAAAUCCGUUUGGGCACGUCUCCAAACCGACAAGGGAAAAGCAUUUGAGGAGAUUGUCCUUUUAACAAUAACCCGACUCUUUCAAAAUGGCCCAAAAUUGUCUGAUGUUUUCCGUUUCCACGAUCCGAUACCAGAUUGGGCCG
Molecule: messenger RNA, 1948 nt
Organism: Acaulospora colombiana
Lineage: Eukaryota; Fungi; Glomeromycota; Glomeromycetes; Diversisporales; Acaulosporaceae
Source: the annotation of a GenBank genome assembly